Molecule: messenger RNA, 1354 nt
Organism: Sphaerodactylus townsendi
Lineage: Eukaryota; Metazoa; Chordata; Lepidosauria; Squamata; Sphaerodactylidae
Gene: ENOPH1
Product: enolase-phosphatase 1
Exons: 6
Coding region: 138-923 (261 amino acids)
Molecular function (GO): acireductone synthase activity; magnesium ion binding
Source: RefSeq, a predicted model, not a curated record
CCUCCCCGGGGCGGGUUGCGCGCGCUCGGUGGCUCGUCUCGUCUUGCUCGCUGCUGGGAGCUGCGGGGUUGCUUUUGGGGGGGACGCGCCCACCCCAAAAUUGCCUGCGCCUUUGUGCGUGCCCCCCGCGUGUGGACAUGGUGGGUUUCACCAUCCCCGCAGAAGUCAGCACGAUCCUAUUAGACAUCGAAGGCACGACGACGCCCAUCGCAUUUGUCAAGGACAUUUUAUUUCCUUACAUCAAAAACAAUAUCAAAGAUUACUUGCGAACACACUGGGAAGAUGAGGAGUGUCAAGAGGACGUCGGCCUUCUGAGAAAACAGGCUGAAGAGGAUUCUCACAUCCACGGGGUCGUGCCUAUCCCAAUGGAAAGCAGGGACGGCGAAGAAGAGAUCGAGCGCGUCAUCCAGGCUGUCGUAGACAAUGUUCACUGGCAGAUGUCUUCAGACAGAAAGACCAUGGCCUUGAAACAGCUCCAGGGACACAUGUGGAGAGCAGCUUAUGAGAAAGGUUGUGUGAAGGGAGAGUUCUUUGCGGAUGUGGUACCAGCGGUUAGGAAGUGGCGAGAAAGAGGAAUGAAGGUUUAUGUUUAUUCCUCUGGGAGCGUAGAGGCACAAAAGCUCUUGUUUGGAAACUCAACCGAAGGUGACAUUUUAGAGCUCUUAGACGGCCACUUUGACACCAGAAUCGGCUCCAAAGUCGACAGUGAAAGUUACCAGCGGAUCGCCUCAAGCAUCGGGUGUUCUACAAACAACAUCCUGUUCCUGACAGACGUCACUCGAGAGGCUGACGCCGCAGAAGAAGUCGACGUCCACGUAGCAAUUGUCAUUCGGCCAGGCAACGCUGGGCUGACAGAUGACGAGAAAUCUUAUUACAGACUUAUAACGUCUUUCAAUGAACUGUUCCUGCCGUCCUCCACUUAAAGAUGCGGAAUUGCACAGGGAAUGAAAGCAAACAGCCCCCACCCCACCCCAGUUGUUACCUGAUGACAUUUUUCCUGUAUAAUUUAUGGUAGUUUUAUUGGUGAAUUUUUAAAAAAAGCAUGUGGUUGUUGGAUGCCAAGAAAUGGAGGCCGGCAUGAUUGGCACAUCUACUGGUGCUGCAUUUCAGGGUAUCAGCCCAUAAAGGUUUUUGGCGGUCAGCACCCCAAGUUCUGAAUUGCACAUAAACCAAAGGGCUCGAUCCACUGGGAAGUUUGGCGCAGACCCUGCUGAGAUGUCCAUUCAGUUCACUGGGGCUUCAUAGAAGAAUUUCUCAGUGGAUUGGGGCCGGUGGAUUGUGGUCAGAACGUCACCAAUCACAUUUUGGUCAUUUUGACAGCUAAUUUCUUACAAAUAAAAAUCUCUUAAAAGUU